Messenger RNA from Geodia barretti, 2922 nucleotides. The record is from the annotation of a GenBank genome assembly. NCBI's taxonomy places the organism in Eukaryota, Metazoa, Porifera, Demospongiae, Tetractinellida, Geodiidae.
ACACCUCCGGACACGUGAUCAGUAAACAAGGAAAAACGCGAAAUUUCGCGAGGGCGACGCUAAGGGAACCGUCAACCGACUGACCGAUUUCGGCAACUGACCUGGGACCUAUAGGUUUGGAAAAGAAAUGCUGAUGCAGGCAUGAUCAGGGCCGUAACGUGCGUUGUUGACUGGCACUAUGUCAGGAAAACUAAUAGGUAGUAUGAGGAAAAACGGUGUUGUGAACGGAUCAAUCCACCCUAGCAGAGACACUUCGAGUUCUCCAAUUGAGGUCAAGCAGAGCUCCCCAAGCUCUCUCUCCCAGUGCAGCUCUCAGAGCUGUGGCAGUGCAGGGAGUGCAAAGUCCCUCCCGGUCACCAUCCCCGCUCAAGAGCAGCUCAGUUUCCCAUUCACCAGACAGACAAGUGACCCCGGGCUGCUUGGCUACAGCUCUCCUACUGAAGAUAACUCACCAACUCAGCAUCGUAAAGGGUUUUCACACAACUCUCUAGUUCCGUCUUCAGAGCUACCAAUUAUGGCAACAGAGGUUGUGUCGGUCACUACCAACCACUCCGGCCCAGGAUGCAGUGAGAUCUCAGAGCUACUCAGCUCCCAUCCUCACACCUCUGGCGUACUCCAACAUUCUCGACCUCUUAUACUCCAGCACCCUUCACACGGAAGUAUCGAUGAAGGUAGUAAUGGGAGCAACUACAUCAACUGGCUGUGCGAGUUGUACCCCUCAGUUCUUGGAAGUCCAAGUUCUAAGGAGAAACUCAGCUCCUAUCCGGAGACCACAUCCCCUCUGCCACCAGACUCCUCCCACUCUCCCGACCCCACCCACAUCUCUUCCGAGAACUAUACUCAGGAUCACGUGGACACUGUGUUCAGCUCACAAGAAAAGUAUGUGGUGACGCUAGGGGCUCCAAUCUCCAUAGCUCAGAGAAUGGGAGAGGACACACUUACCUACCUCAACAAAGGUCAGUUCUAUAGUCUUUUCUGCAAAGCCAACUCCGGGUGCCCGGACCUCGUCAAGUCGGUGGUUUAUCUGACGUUUUUCGACGAGCCCGACAGCCGCGUUGAGCAGAGCAACUGGCAAUACUGGUACAGCCAGCAGGCGAAUCCAAACCAGAGAGCUUUCGACAUAGAUCGUAAGGCAUGUGAGAACAUCCAGGGAAAGCCAGUUGACUUGGCCUACAAUGUGGCCAGCUUCAUUUGGAGACCUAAACUAGGCUCAAAGCUGGUGCUGCGUAUCAACUGUCUGAGCACAGAGUUCUCCUCCCAGAAGGGGGUCAAGGGCUACCCUCUCCACAUGGUGGUCGACACCUACGGGGACCUGGAGAACGAGGCCGCAGAGCCCGUCCACAGAGCCUACUGCAGAGUCAAGAUAUUCAGAGACAAGGGUGCCGAGAGAAAAAACAAGGAUGAGACCAGGAAUUUGGAUCGUCGAAUCCAGAAGAUCAUGAGACAGAGGCCAGGUGCGCCCCUAGAUUCUGACAUCCCCACCUCCGUGUUCCAUCCUCCUACCCGCGAAACAGCUCUCACUCCCACAAGUACCUUUGGCCCUAAGCCUUUUCUAUUUGUCCCGGAGCAGGUGAGGCGGCCCAAGCACUCGUUCGUGCCCAGGAAGGAAGGAUCUCCGGCCCCCAGUUUUCCUGUAAACCACCACGACACCUCUCUCUUUCUCGCCAGUCUCAAAGAGAGGGAGACAAAACGAACCAUCGGCAACAUCCUCUCCCAGGCAAAGGAGGACCUGGAUCAUUUGGAAGUCGGAGCGCCUGCUAAGAAAGCUGCACUCGUCCCUGAUCGACCUGUGAUAACGGUGUAUGUGCGUAAGGAGGAGGAGAAGGUGUACAAUGCUCUCCUACUGGACUCUCUCACUGUUCACGACUUCAAACUGCAGAUUGCCAGGACCUAUGAUGUUCCUCCGGAGAUGAUCAAAAACGUUUUCAAGAAAACUAAGAAAGGGCUGUUGGUCCACUUCAAUGCAGAGAUGAUCUCGAGACUUGAAGACGAGUCGGAUUUCAUCAUCGAUCUUCCGUUUGACAACCAGAAGGGGGUUUUCGACCUCCACAUCCGCUACUGAUGGACUUCAUUUCAUUCUCCCCACAUCUCUCUCUUCACUCUCUCUCUCUCUCUCCUUUUGAUCUCCUCCAUACCGGUCCGGUAUUGCCAUCGUUUCAUCAGAAUUGUUUAAAAUCUGCAGCACACAAGGCGAGCCACAAGUGCAUUUCGUGUGAUCUUCACGUGUCGUAUGAACACGACAGCCCCGACCCGUCGUCACCCACUGUUUCGAACGGACAUAAUCCCUGUGGAUUCUCUGAUGACACUGUUCAUUAUUAAUGAACGUCCUCCUGUGUAUACACACCUCUUCACUCUACACAUCAUCGUCCCUAAUUCAUCUCAACCUACAGCCACCUUUGACUGUUCUCCAACUUCUUGGAUCUAUUUCUCAGCAUCUUUACUCCGCGUCCAUCUUUUCCUUCCCUCUCUCCUUUCCUCCUCCCUCCCUCUCUCACCUUCUUCGCCCUCUCCUCUGUUAUAUCAUCCUGAUGUCAUUUUCUCGGCAACACAGUCUCUAUAAUACUCAUCAAGCCAUCACGAGGCUAUGGCAUAUUGGACUUAUUUAUCUUCCUCGCUGGAUUUUCAGUGGCAGUUUUCAAUUAUAUGAAGAAAUUAUUAUCCAGAGCUUUGAAAAAGUUCUCUCAUUUUCUACAUCUAUUUCACAGUCAUUUCUGGCACAAUGUGUGCGCGCGUGAUUUGUGUUUUAUCUCAUCCAGUUUCUUACCGUCUUCCGGUUUUUUCCCUAUCUUCUGCUCUCUCCUCUCACUUCGCGUUGUGUACUCAUUCGAUUUCCUCUCUCUUUUUCUCAUCAUCCUCUCACCUGUUGCAAAGAAUCCGGUUUCACGGAUUGUUAGGAGCAAAUGAUAUUUCAAAUUUCGAACA